CUUACCCUCCGUGCCAGUAGGUGUCCCUGUUUGACGGCCACCGUCCUCCUCCCUCCAGCCUCCUCCUCCCAUCCACCAAACGUCCGCGAAAGGUUUUGCAUUUUGAAGGUUGAAGGCAAAGCAGCACCGAGUAGGGCCCACCUGGCUCGACAAGUCAGGAAAGAAGCCUCCUGAAGCCGAGGCGGAACGCCUCCACCCAGGCUCUCCCUCCCUGAGCUGACCCCCACCGAGGUCCUGUCCUCCUCCUCCGGGGAGGAAUUACCGCACACGCACACGGACAUCCACGGGUCAAAACCCGCUUUGAAGAAAGUUCGGCGACACGACAAAAUGCGGCUGUGUUGUGGCGUAGCUCCUCUUCAAGGUCAGAUUCUGAGCGACGCCGCUUGUGGAGCCACUUUGCCGGCCACUCGGAAGGGACAGAGAGGCGUCGAGGAGAUGCCGCUGAUCGUCGCUUGUCUCCCGCAUCAGCAAUGACACCUUUCGCCGGUGAGGACAUCUACAGUCGCAGAGUAAACUUGUAAAAGCUCUGGAAAGGGAACAAGUGGAGCUUUUUUACAGCAGCGACAUUGUGUGGUUUUUGUUGUUUAUGAGCGACUAUUAAUUAUCUUGACGUUUCCUGCUUCCUUCCUCGGCCUCGUCCUCGUCCCCUCACCUGGCUAGCAAGACGCUUCCCACCGGCUAGCUCAGCUUCCUGGAUCCAAACGCCUUCUCGACGGUUCCACGCUUCAACACUCGCUCGGUUAAUGUGGCGAAGUUUGAAACGACAAGCUGCCCGACUUCCUUGAACUUUAAGGCGUUUCUACGUCCACCAGCCAUGCCGCCACGGACAGGCUCUCGGCACCCGGGCGGCAUCGGUAGCAGCUUGCCGGAGCGCGGGCUGCUCUUGCUGGUCCUCCUGGUGCUGCUGGAGGGCUCCGUGCUGUCCCUCGGCGCCGCCAGCUCGCCGGAUGUCGGCCACCGAGAGGACUCGGACGUCCACGCCGUGGCCAAAGAGAGCCACAACUUCACGAAGAAGGCUUUCCCGGUGCUCAGCUUCGAGUACGAACACAUCCAGACCCCCUUCGAGAUCUCACUGUGGGUCCUGCUGGCUUCUUUGAUGAAAUUAGGUUUCCACCUCGUUCCUCGCCUGCCAGGCAUCGUGCCUGAAAGCUGCCUGCUGAUCGUGGUGGGCCUUCUCGUCGGGGGGCUUAUAAAAGUGGCCGGACGGGAGGUCCCGCCCGUGCUGGACUCCAACCUGUUCUUCUUCUGCCUUCUCCCGCCCAUCAUCCUGGAUGCCGGCUACUUCCUGCCCAUCCGCCCCUUCAUGGAGAACCUGGGCACCAUCCUCAUGUUUGCCGUGGUGGGGACGCUGUGGAACUCCUUCUUCAUCGGCGGCCUGCUGUACGCCGUGUGCCAGAUCCAGCCCAACAAUCCAUCGGACCUGCACAAGCUGGAGCUCCUGCCUUGCCUGCUCUUUGGCUCCAUCAUCUCAGCUGUGGACCCUGUGGCCGUGCUGGCUGUCUUUGAGGAGAUUCAUAUCAACGAACUGUUGCACAUUCUGGUGUUUGGUGAAUCGCUGCUCAACGAUGCGGUCACUGUGGUCUUGUACCACCUUUUCGAGGAGUACUCUGGUGUCGGCACGGUGACGGUGAUGGACGGCGUGCUGGGCAUCAUCUCCUUCCUGGUGGUGGCGCUGGGCGGCGUCCUGGUGGGGGCCAUCUACGGCAUCCUGGCGGCCUUCACCUCACGCUUCACCUCCCACACGCGCGUCAUCGAGCCGCUCUUCGUCUUCGUGUAUAGCUACAUGGCCUACCUGUCGGCUGAGAUGUUCCACCUCUCAGGCAUCAUGGCGUUGAUAGCGUGCGGGGCGGUGAUGCGACCGUACGUGGAGGCCAACAUAUCCCACAAGUCGCACACCACCAUCAAGUACUUCCUGAAGAUGUGGAGCAGCGUGAGCGAGACACUGAUCUUCAUCUUCCUCGGCGUGGCCACGGUGGAUGGCAAGCACAACUGGAACUGGACCUUUGUCACCGUCACCAUCAUCCUGUGCCUGGUGGCGCGGGUCAUAGGCGUGGUGGGCCUGACGUACAUCAUCAACAAGUUCCGCAUUGUCAAGCUGACCACCAAGGACCAGUUCAUCGUGGCCUACGGCGGCCUGCGAGGCGCCAUCGCCUUCUCGCUCGGCUUCCUGCUGGAAAAGGAACACUUCCCCUUGAGGAACAUGUUCCUCACCGCCAUCAUCACCGUCAUCUUCUUCACCGUCUUUGUGCAGGGCAUGACCAUCAAGCCUCUGGUGGACCUGCUUGCCGUGAAGAAGAAGCAAGAGGCCAAGCGCUCCAUUAAUGAGGAGAUCCACACCCAGUUCCUUGACCACCUCCUGACUGGCAUUGAGGACAUCUGUGGGCAUUACGGGCAUCACCACUGGAAGGACAAACUGAACCGCUUCAACAAAAAGUACGUGAAGAAGUGCCUGAUCGCCGGCGAGCGCUCCAAGGAGCCGCAGCUCAUCGCCUUCUACCACAAGCUGGAGUUCAAGCACGCCAUCGAGCUGGUGGAGAGCGGAGGCGGAGUCAAGCUGCCAUCGGCCGUGCCCUCCACCGUUUCCAUGCAAAACAUCCAGCCCAAGAAGCCACCCCCUGCCAAACCCCUAGAGCGGGCCCUGCCUCAGCUGUCCAAGAGCCGAGAGGAGGAGAUCCGGAAAAUCCUCAGGAGCAACCUUCAGAGGACACGGCAGCGGCUGCGCUCCUACAACCGGCACACCCUGGUGGCCGACCCGUACGAGGACAACUUUGGCGACUUCCUCCUCAAGAAGGAAAAGAUGAUCGCGUUGGAGAAGAAGCUACAUGACAUGAAUAACUACCUGACCGUGCCUGCUCCUCUCCCCGACUCGCCCACCAUGUGCAGAGCCAGACUGGCCUCAGACCCUCAAGCCUACAGCGUGAAGCCGGCAUUGGGCAGCGUCCCCACCAUCCAGGUGGACCUGGCCUCACCCCAGUCGCCCGACUCUGUCAACAUGAUGGACGAGUUCCAGCGGGCGGGCCAGGGAGGGGUGCGGGAAGAAGAGGAGGAGGACGGAGGACUUAUGAUGAAGCCGCCCACCGGGCCCAACGAGUCCCGCCAGGGGGGCCACGCGGGCACCGACACCAGAGAGAAGCUGAUGAGGUGCCUGAGUGACCCGGGUCCACACGAAGACGAGGACGAAGACGAACCCUUCCUGCCUUAAAUGCGGCAGAGCGCGUGUGAAAAUGAGGUGUGUGUGCAGCCCCCCUUUGGUCAGACCGGAGGGGGCUCAGCCUAAACUGUGAGGUGGGGGUAAAACAAAAACAAAAACCAACCCAGCCCUCAGUUGUCAUCGCUCUUUGCUUUCUAGCGGUGAGACGCGAUGGCGGCUGCUGGACAUUCAGGACAGAACUAUGCAUUACCAAAGGGACUGUUAGCAUUUUGACAUGCUGGUCUUAUGCUCCCAAAAAAAACAACCUUCUGCUUGUGUCACUUGAAACUGUGCAAAGAGUCUCCUGGUGGACGGGUUUGCCUUAUUUUACGUCCUUGGGUGCUUUUUUCACAGCAGCGCUUUGCUUUGCUCCGCCGUUGAUGAGCUUUCUCCACUCAUCCUGGUUUUGUUGGGACAAAUUCCUCAUUUUUCUUUUUCUAAUAUUCAUUUGGUUUUAUUAGAAUUGUCUUCAUUUUUAAUUGUAUUUAUGUUUAUUCAAUCAAUUUCUCACUUUUCACCAUCUGAUGCCUUCAGGUGCCGCGUGGACAAAUUCCUCACUUUCCUGAUUUCUUUAUUUUUUUGAUGUAUAUAUUUUUUCCUUUUUUUUUUUUAACUAAAUCACUUUCUCACUUUUUUUUUUAAUUCAAUCAAUUCCUCACUUUUCGUGGAGGACUUGGCAUCAUCUGACGUGUGCACGUGCAGUGUAGGAUAAAUUCCUCACUCUUUUGUUUUAUUUUUUUACUUUUUUUUAAUUUAUUUUUCAACCAAUUUCUUCUUUUUUUAAUUGCUAGUAAUUUUAUUUUAUUUUAUUUUUACUCAAUUCCUCCUCAAUUAAUGGAGAACAUUUCACCGCUUGAUGCGCGCAGGUGCAUUGUGGGACAAAUUUUUCACUUAAAAAAAAAUCUUUUUAUUAGUAGCAUUUUUUGUGCUUGUUUUAUUUUUUAUUUUUUUUAUUUAUUUAAUUCAUUCAGUUUCUUGCUUUCAAUGGAGGACGUUUCACCAUCCAGUGCCUGCAGGUACAGUGUGGGACAAAUUCCUCACUUUUCCUUAUUUGAUUUGGUUUGCUUUUCUUUUCUUUUCUUUUCUUUUUUUUUUUUUUUGCUUUUAAAUUGAAUCAAUUUUCAGCGCAGGUGGAGAGUCAAUGUCAAGCGUGGAAGAGCGAGACAAUAACGUCGGUGUGAAUGUCACACAUCACGUUGAAUACCAAUUUGGGUGUUCAAAGUAGCUGCCCUUUAAAAGUCUAAAAGUCACCACCUUUUAGAUUUGUCACAAUCAUCGCUGUCUUAAAGGUGUACACACACAUUUCCUCAUUGCCUGUGCGGCGUUUGGCGUGUUUGGCAACAGGAUGUGUAUCUAUGCAGCCUAAGCGGCUAGUAAUUGUGUGGAAAGAGAAAUGGUGUAUUUAGCAGCCCUUUAAAGACGACGUGAGCAUGCAGAUGUUCUCUAAUCUACUCUUUCAUUAACACACAAAGUGGUUUGGAAAUCAACGCCUCACUGGCAAGGAAAGGAAAAAAACACUGAAUGAUGUGAAACUUUCACAGGAAGAAAUAGUUUUUAUUUGACCAGAAAAAAGAUGGAAUUUGACAAUCAUGAAAUGGGAAUAUUACAAGCAGAAACAACACAACCAGGAAUAUUCCAAGAAAAAAGGUGUAACAUUAAAAAUUCUUUUGCGUAAAAUAACUUGUCAUUCUCGUAAUGUUACAAUUAUUUUGUGUAAUCUUUAUUUACUGUAUGUGUACUGUACAGUUGUCCCUUGUUUAUGGCGGUUAAUUGGUUCCACACGGCGAUGAGUGAAUUUCCUCACAGUUGGAUUCAAUAUUAAUAAAAUAAAACCUGUUUAGGACUUUCUAAAUACAAUUACAAUUACAAUUAUUAGAGCCCUGUAGACACCCAAUAUAGUAGACAUAAUAAGAGAAAAUAAGACAUAUUGGGCAUAGUAAACCCAUUUUCAACCUUCUAAAUAUGGUUUUUAACAUUAUUAGGGGCCUCUACAAAUGAAAUAACACCCCUAUAGUCACCUUUACACUCCUAUUACCCAAUAUAGUAGACAUAAUAAGAGAAAAUAAGACAUAUUGGGCAUAGUAAACCCAUUUCCAACCUUCUAAAUAUGUUUUUUAACAUUAUUAGGGGCCUCUACAAAUGAAAUAACACCCCUAUAGUCACCUUUACACUCCUAUUACCCAACAUAGUAGACAUAAUAAGAGAAAAUAAGACAUAUUAGGCAUAGUAAACCCAUUUCCAACCUUCUAAUAAUAGCACUACUUUAUUCUUUCCAUUGCAACUUUUUUCUUUUUUCAUUUUCUUAAAAUCUUCUGACUUUUUGCUUGUCGUGUUACGGCUUUCUCCUCAAAAUGACGACUUUUUUCCCCGAAUGUAAUGACUAGGGGUGUCACAAGAUCUUGUGAGAUCAAAACGUGACAGGAGUUGUCAUCUCGCCUAGUGUCUGGUGGGCCCUCUUUUCGGUCACACAGCCUCGAUGGGGGGCGGCAGGGCAGUGCAGAUGAGUGUAACGUAGAAAUUAAAUGAGUAGAUUGCAAUAUACGUCUUAUAGUAUAUAUAUGUCUUAUAGUUUUUCUAUUUUUUCAUUGUAACUUCAUAAAAGUUAAAAUCUUGUCUCGUCUCGUUCUGGUAGACCCAAUCUCGUGUCGCCCGACGCCCUUGUUCAACAUCAUUUUUGUCCUUCAGACAUUUUUCUGAUCACGUGACUAGGCCCAGAAAAUAAUAAAUAAAUGAUUGAAUCACACAAUAAAUGAAAAAUGAAGUGGAUAAUCAGUAUACUGUAUCGCCAUGUUUCAGGAAGAGAGUUCACUCUGUGCAUUUCAGGGUGAAUCCUCCUUACAACUUCUUUCUGGGAAUAUUCUGACUUUUUUUUUUUUUGCAUGAUUACGAUGUUUUCUUGCAACUUUAGCACCUCCUGUUUGUCAUAUUACAACUUUAUCCCCAAAUUCUUUGACUCCAAUAUCACAACUUUAUGCUUUUUUUUUUCUGUAACUUGACAAGUUGUUCUCAUUGUUUGCCGCCUUUUGCUUUGUCAGUGUGGCUGAAUGAUUGACAGCCCAGCCCUGAUGGAGUUGUGUUGUGCAAGCAUUGCAGGAGAAGCAUCACCUUUUCCGUGGGAAGAAAACCUCCCAAAAAAACCUCGGGUGUAGGCGGUGACGAUGGCUCCAUCACUUUUUCCAAAGAGUGUUUUAUUUCAUGAAAAUGUUUUCAUACCAAAUGCGUGCGUCCUUGCAGGCAAACAUUCUCCUCGGAGGCCAAUGUUUGAUACUCGAAGCGGAAGCCAUACUUAGCCUCUUUUUAUCGCGUGCUUUACAGUUUAAGUGGGUGUUUUUGCCUUUCUUUUUAAUGAGAGCCUUUCAAAAAAACGGACUUGAGCGUCUCACCAGCGUUUCACCGUGUGCAUUUCAUGAUUUAACGUCUUUUGUCUUUUCUCAGCUUGCACCAAAGUCUGCUGCUUUUUUUGUUUUUAAACACAGUCGGUGUAGCGUACGUGUUCACUGUGCAUUACAUGAUGUGCUUUACGGGAUAUCGUCAUCGGGUGUUUACGUGGCUCCGGAGGCUGGUGUCAUGUUGACGUUCAUUCUGUAGACUUGCAUGACGCCACAAGGAGCACUUUAAUAACUCAGCAGAAGCUUUACCUUCAAACUAGACGCCAGCGAGAGCAAUAAGUGGCCACACGUCAUCACUUGGUGAGAAGUGUUAGUUAGCCAGAGAAACUUCUAUUGUCUUUGAAAGGUUGCUUUUCUCUGUGACUGUUUUUGUUAAAUAUAUAUAUAAAUAUCCAUAUCCAUAUCCAUAUAUAUAUAUAUAUAUAUAUAUAUAUAUAUAUAUAUAUGUAUACACGCACACAUUCAUGGAAACAUGUAAAUAUCUAAAGAGGGAAUAGUGUACCUAUUAGAAAUGUAUAUUAUUAUUCUAAUGUACACAAAACAACUCCUUAAUGAUUCAUCUUAAAGCUUUCAGCAUUCCAGUUCUGUCAUUAUAACUAACAAAGAAAGUAUCGAAAAUAAAAGUUUACUUUUUAA
Messenger RNA from Dunckerocampus dactyliophorus (ringed pipefish), 7215 nucleotides. It is a transcript of the gene slc9a1a, whose product is annotated as solute carrier family 9 member A1a. Lineage: Eukaryota; Metazoa; Chordata; Actinopteri; Syngnathiformes; Syngnathidae. The record is from RefSeq and is a predicted model, not a curated record. The coding region runs from base 815 to 3202 and encodes 795 amino acids. Gene Ontology annotation, biological process: proton transmembrane transport; sodium ion transport; regulation of pH. The transcript has 12 exons. Gene Ontology annotation, molecular function: sodium:proton antiporter activity. Gene Ontology annotation, cellular component: membrane.